AUGGCUUCUUCUUUCACUUCGUUCUUCGAUUCAACAAACCGAUGGAAUUUUGAUACUCUCAAGAACUUCGGUCAAAUUUCUCCCGUUGUCAGGAAUCAUCUCAAACAGGUUUACUUGACCUUGUGUUUUGCGGUUGCUGCGGCUGCUGUUGGAGCUUACCUUCAUGUCCUUUUUCACCUUGGCGGGAUUCUCACCACAAUUGCGUGUGUGGGAACCAGUGUUUGGUUACUUUCAACGCCUCCUUAUGAAGAGAGAAAGAGGUUGAGUUUGUUGAUGGCCGCGGCAAUGUUUCAGGGUGCCUCUAUUGGACCCUUGAUUGAUUUGGCUAUUCAAGUUGAUCCAAGCCUUAUCUUCAGUUCAUUUGUGGCAACUGCCUUGGCUUUUGGUUGUUUCUCUGGAGCAGCUUUGGUUGCUAAGCGUAGGGAGUAUUUGUAUCUUGGUGGCUUGGUUUCUUCUGGGUUGUCCAUUCUUCUCUGGUUGCACUUCGCAUCUUCCAUCUUUGGGGGUUCUAUGGCUCUCUUUAAAUUUGAGUUGUAUUUUGGGCUUCUGGUGUUUGUGGGUUACAUUGUAGUAGACACACAAGAAAUAGUUGAGAAGGCACACUUUGGUGAUCUGGAUUAUGUGAAGCAUGCUCUGACUUUGUUUACUGAUUUGGCUGCAAUCUUUAUCCGAAUUCUAGUCAUCAUGUUGAAGAAUUCAGGAGAGAGGACUGAGAAAAAGAAGAAGAGAAGAGAUUAA
This is a messenger RNA of Lathyrus sativus (Indian pea), 738 nucleotides long. The record is from the annotation of a GenBank genome assembly. Lineage: Eukaryota; Viridiplantae; Streptophyta; Magnoliopsida; Fabales; Fabaceae.